Gossypium raimondii (Peruvian cotton) is the source of this 1689-nucleotide messenger RNA. RefSeq names its product probable serine/threonine-protein kinase WNK11. Lineage: Eukaryota; Viridiplantae; Streptophyta; Magnoliopsida; Malvales; Malvaceae. Gene Ontology annotation, molecular function: protein serine/threonine kinase activity; ATP binding. The record is from RefSeq and is a predicted model, not a curated record. Gene Ontology annotation, cellular component: cytoplasm. Gene Ontology annotation, biological process: protein phosphorylation; intracellular signal transduction. The transcript has 3 exons. Bases 567 to 1463 code for a protein of 298 amino acids.
UCUGCUCCCCCUCCCAUUUUUUUGUCUUUUAACUUUAUGCAUGCAUCUCAAAUUCCUUUUAUUUUCUUAGUAUUUACGUUUGAUCAAUCGGGAAAAAAGAGAUACGUAUUGGAAAUGAUUAAAGAUGCUUCCGUGGCCUGGAUCAAUUGUGGGACUGAUUAAAUCCUAACCUCGAAUUGGAACUAUUCUAACCUUUGAAUUCUUUGUAACUCUUUUCUUUCUUUCUUUUUUUUGUUUACUUCCUCACGUUUCUUGUUUAUAUCCUGGCGUCAUUCUUUUUUUUUUUCGAAUUCCGUUUCCAACUUUGAUUGCUUAAUUUGCGUCUCUUUUGUUGAUCUUUCUUUCUACAUUUGACACCGCAUUAUAUCUUUUUAUUUUUCCUUCCUUUCUUUUUUUGUUUUAAUAUGCACUUGUAAUCAAUUAUUUCAAUUUUAUUCUUAUUUUUAUUAAUUAUACUUCGCAUGCUUCUAGAACGCCCUAUGAGUUUAGGAAUUCAAAUUAGGCUGUUAUUCUGCAGAGAUUUUUUAAUUGGUGCAAAAUUCUGGAUAUUGAAUUGAAGUAGUUCAAUGAUGCCGGCUGCUAGCACCAAUAUGUCUGACCGAGAGGGAGAAUCAUUUGUUGAGGUUGAUCCCACUGGUCGCUUUGGGCGCUAUAAUGAUUUGCUUGGUGCCGGUGCAGUGAAGAAGGUUUACAGGGCAUUUGAUCAGGAGGAAGGUAUAGAGGUGGCCUGGAAUCAAGUGAAAUUGACCAACUUCAGUGAAGACCCUGUGCUUAUCAAUAGGCUUCAAUCCGAGGUACAGUUGCUGAGAACGUUGAAAAACAAGUAUAUCAUUGUUUGCUACAGUGUCUGGAGGGAUCGAGAACAUAACACAUUAAAUUUUAUCACUGAGGUCUGCACAUCGGGAAACUUGAGAUCUUACAGGAAAAAGCAUCGCCACGUGUCCAUUAAGGCCUUGAAGAAGUGGUCAAAGCAGGUACUUGAAGGAUUGGAAUAUCUCCAUACACAUGACCCUUGCAUUAUUCACAGAGAUCUAAAUUGCAGCAACAUCUUCAUCAAUGGGAACAUUGGCCAAGUGAAAAUUGGCGACCUGGGACUUGCGGCAAUAGUUGGGAGAAGCCAUUGUGCACAUUCCAUAAUAGGGACACCGGAAUAUAUGGCACCGGAGCUUUACGAGGAAGAUUACACAGAGAUGGUGGAUAUAUACUCGUUUGGAAUGUGCUUGCUUGAGAUGGUGACAAUGGAGAUACCUUAUAGCGAAUGUGACAGUGUUGCCAAAAUAUACAAGAAGGUCACCUCUGGCGUGAGACCCCGAGCCUUGAACACAGUCCCAGAUCCAGAAGUGAAGGCAUUUAUCGAGAAAUGCAUAGCCCAGCCAAGGGCAAGACCUUCAGCUUCUGAACUUCUCAAGGACCCCUUCUUUUCUGACCUCAAAGAUGAUGAGAUAGACUCAGUGUCCACUUGAUGGGUUUUUGAGUGAAGUUUUCUGCCUAAAAACUAGCGAGUAAUUUUCUUUUAAACAGUGUGCUAGUUGUAAGUGAAUUCAUAUAUGCCUUAUUCCUAGUUUUAACUACUUCCCCAACUGAGAUCCAUAAAUGCUAAUGUACAAAUUGGUUGGCUGAACAAUGAUAACAGUGCAUUUACCAAAAAAAAGAACCAAUGAUAACAGUGCGCUGCUUUCUUUAACGCUA